This is a messenger RNA of Paramecium pentaurelia, 177 nucleotides long. NCBI's taxonomy places the organism in Eukaryota, Ciliophora, Oligohymenophorea, Peniculida, Parameciidae. The record is from the annotation of a GenBank genome assembly.
AUGAUAAACAUCCAAAUUAUGAUAAAUAUCAAACCUAAAUAAAAGUUAAAACCUCGAAUAUCACCAAUAUCUGAAUUAGAAAUCAGAUUAUCUUUAUAAGUUAUAAAAGUAACUAUAAAAGAUGUGAAAUAUAUGAGAUAAAAUAAUUAAAACAACGGAGGGGGCCAAAUGAAUUGA